Molecule: messenger RNA, 1705 nt
Organism: Dermatophagoides pteronyssinus (European house dust mite)
Lineage: Eukaryota; Metazoa; Arthropoda; Arachnida; Sarcoptiformes; Pyroglyphidae
Gene: Pus10
Product: Pseudouridine synthase 10
Biological process (GO): tRNA pseudouridine synthesis
Molecular function (GO): pseudouridine synthase activity; RNA binding
Source: RefSeq, a predicted model, not a curated record
ACAUUCAUGUUUACGAUAAAUUUUCCAUUCAUCCAUGUGAUGUUCGUAAAAUAUUCUAAUUACAAACAUUCGAUUUAAAAACGAAAUGUCUUCGAUUUUAAAUCAAGAAUCGAUCGAAAAAAUUAUCGAACUUUGUUCGAAUAAAUCGCUUUAUAUUUGUUUUACAUGUAUCAUAAGAUAUUCAAAUUUACGUGAAAUAUUCAUGUUAAAUGAUCAUAAUGAUCUUUUAACAUUUUGUAAAGAGCGUUUAUCCAAUAAAAAUUUGUUGAACAUUCUUGAAAAACGAUUUAUUAAUGAUGAAAACAAGCUAUGUCAAUCAUGUCUUGAUCUAUUAAAUGCUGAAUAUAUGAUGAUUAAAGCCAAAGAAAUUGCUGGCCAUGUAUCGACUACUAAGUUCACUAUCGAUGAAUUUCAAUUACAUAUCUGUCUGCCAUUCAUAUUGACAUUACGCCAUCUUUAUUUUUGCAAAUUAUUUGAAUUAAAUCCUGAAAAAGUUAUUAAUGUUAAAGAUGUGAUCAAAACAUUUAUUACAAUUCCGAUUGAAAAAGCUAUUCAAGCACAACAUUCGACUACGGGUAAUUAUGUGAUAGAAUUGAAAUUCGAUCAUUCUCAAUCAACAAUGGAAUGCGAAAAACUCAUGCAAACAUGUCAACGAAAUGUUUUUAGUCCAAAAAGAUUUAAAUCUUCAUCAAUCGUUAAUCAUGCUGCUAUAUGUCGUCUAUUUGAAAAUCCAAAUAAUCAAAUUGUUAAACAAUUUGAAUUGGCAUCGAUCGAAACCGUUUGCACAUUGGAUGUUUGCAUCAGUCGAGAACCGAUUUAUAUUGCUGGGCGAUAUCGGAAAUUAUCACGAAAUUUAUCUCAAACUCCAUGGUUCGUUAAUGAUGGUAAUCGUUUUAAAUCUUCUGUACAGGAGAAAAUUUUUUCUGGUGUCACUGCCUAUAUCAAAUAUAGUGAUAUUAAAUUCAGUUCAUCAGGCCGCGAAGAUGUUGAUGUUAGAAUGUUAGGAACCGGUCGACCAUUUUUGAUUGAAAUAAUCAAUCCACAUUGGUCAAAUGAUGAUAAUAAUAUUAUUGCAAAAAUAAAAGAAUUUAUUAAUCAAACACAUCAAGAUGUGCAAGUAAGGGAUUUACAAUUUGUACCACGAAAUGAAAGUCAAAAAUUGUUGAAAGAAGGGGAACAAGAAAAAUCAAAAACAUAUCAGGCAAUCUGUUGUAUUGAUAGACCAUUUACAGAGAGCGACAUGAACAUAUUAAAUUCAGUGAAGGAUUUGGUCAUCUGUCAAACAACACCUAUACGUGUACUACAUCGACGUACAUUAUCCGAUCGUCAUCGUACAGUUCAUUCGAUUUCGGCUCGACCAUUAAAUGUUGAUGAAUUAAUUGAUCCAGAAUGGAAAGAAUUCCUAUCACAUAUGUUUUGCAUCUCUAUUGUUACCGAAGCUGGUACCUAUAUAAAAGAAUUUGUUCAUUCCGAUUUCGGUCGCACACGACCGAAUAUUGGUUCAUUAUUGGGAAAUUGUCGUGCCGAUAUUAUCAGUUUAGAUGUUUUGGAAGUUAAAUUGGAUUGGCCUAAAGUUAUUGAUAAUUGAACAAUUGACUAAAUCAUCUAAUUAUUGUGAGGCUAAAUCGCUAAAUUUGAAUUCGGUAAAUAUCUUUGAAAUGGUAACUUCUUUUAUGAAAAGUGCCAUAUAUUCCACGUGACUAUU